AUGGCUCGCGGUAAGGGCGGAAAGGGCCUCGGCAAGGGCGGCGCCAAACGUCACCGAAAGAUUUUGCGUGACAACAUCCAGGGUAUCACCAAGCCUGCCAUCCGUCGUCUCGCUCGCCGUGGUGGUGUCAAGCGUAUCUCUGCCAUGAUCUACGAGGAAACCCGUACUGUCCUCAAAUCCUUCCUCGAAUCCGUCAUUCGUGAUGCCGUUACAUACACCGAGCACGCUAAGCGCAAGACCGUCACGUCUCUCGAUGUCGUGUACGCCUUGAAGCGACAGGGCCGCACUCUCUACGGUUUCGGUGGUUAA
Messenger RNA from Ophidiomyces ophidiicola, 309 nucleotides. Its product is annotated as Histone H4. Gene Ontology annotation, cellular component: nucleosome. Bases 1 to 309 code for a protein of 102 amino acids. Gene Ontology annotation, molecular function: structural constituent of chromatin; DNA binding; protein heterodimerization activity. The transcript is spliced from 3 exons. Gene Ontology annotation, biological process: nucleosome assembly. NCBI's taxonomy places the organism in Eukaryota, Fungi, Ascomycota, Eurotiomycetes, Onygenales, Onygenaceae. The record is from RefSeq and is a predicted model, not a curated record.